AUGAACAGGGACUGGCAGCAACCACGCCUGCCCAUUCCGCGCAGAAAGCCCCAGCAGCCCGGCUGCCCGCCGCACCGCGCGCCCCCCUGCCCGCAGCUCACACCCCCUGCUCCUGCCCUUGACCACAAACGCGGCCGGGCCGGGCCAGGCCGGACCGGGCCGGGUGGCGCCGGUAGCAGGGCGGCCGGGCAGCCCGAGGAGGCCGGGCUCCGCGCGGACCGGCGUGCGCCCGGGUCCCCUCGCCGCGUGUCCUUCGGCCGGGCCGCGAGGUCAGGCCGGCUCUCCCUCGCCGGCCCUCCGCGCCUGGGGCCCUCGGCCUCCGGCCGGCCCCCGCCGUUCCUGGUCCGCGUGCGUACCUGCGCCGGGCCUCCCUCCCUGGCUCCGCACGCGGGCGGCGCGGGCACCGGCGGGCCAGGGCAGGGGCGCGUCCUGCCCGCGCGCCCGCCCGCCUCCCCGCACCGCCGCUCGCCCGCCCGCCCGCCGCCGCGUCCGCGGCGCACGUACCUGCUCGCGCCGCGCGGGGCUCUCCGGCUGCUGCCGCGGGAGGCUCCGGGGAGGGAGGGGCAGGGGCGGGGGCCGGGGAGCUCCGAGAGCCGCCGAGCCAGCUCCGCCCGCGACCGGCGCGGGCGCCCGGAGAGUUAG
Molecule: messenger RNA, 642 nt
Organism: Hyaena hyaena (striped hyena)
Lineage: Eukaryota; Metazoa; Chordata; Mammalia; Carnivora; Hyaenidae
Product: basic proline-rich protein
Exons: 3
Coding region: 1-642 (213 amino acids)
Source: RefSeq, a predicted model, not a curated record